AUGGUUACACGAUCUGGGGCGAACGGAGAGAGGAAUCACAAUCCUCCUGAUGGUGUUUCUUCUGACGUUCUGCAACGGAUCAUGGAUGAUCUUAAUGAUCUCCGGCAACACAAUCAACAACUUCAGAAUCAACUUACUGAUCUCAAUCAAACACACGGGCUACGCGAGGGCGAUCGACGAAUGGCAGAGACGGUAGUAGAUUUCCAACCUUUCACAGAGGAAAUCGCCAACACUACCGUCCCAGACAAUUUGAAGACGCUCGUCUUGGAUUCAUACUAUGGGGAUACUGAUCCCAAGGAUCAUCUGGUGUACUUCAACACGAAGAUGGUCAUUGUGGGGGCAUCAGAUGCACUCAAGUGCAAGAUGCUUCCAUCAACUUUCAAGAAAUCGGCUAUGAUUUGGUUCACCACUUUACCAUCGCGCUCAAUUGUGAAUUUCACGGAGUUGUCUGCAAAGUUUUUGUCCCAGUUUUCAACCAGCCGCGCCCAGAAGGUUACUCCGGCGACAUUGUUUAAUGUUCGUCAGGGCCCCAAUGAAACGUUACAGUCAUAUAUGGGGCGAUUCAAUCAAUUGUCUGUUCACUUGGAAGACAAAAUGCCGGAAAUUUGCAUUGCAGCGUUUGAGUUAGGGCUGAGGCCUGGAAGUCUGAACAUUAAUUUAAGCAGGAAGCAGGUUGAGACGAUGGCACAAUUGCGUGUUCGAGUUCAAGGUUUCAUCAGGGAGGAGCAAAGUGAUCAGGUCAAGAAGAACCGCCCAAACACGGCGUACGCAGGGCAGCAACAGCAGUUUGAGGCGAAGAAGGGAGCGGUUACUGAUCAGCGUUCAAGAGGUUCGGCUGAACGUGGGGACAAAGGACACAACUACAGAAACCGCUAUGAUAACCGCUCUCAGUUUAAAUAUCGUGCACAACCGUAUGGGAAUCGUGGAUACGGGCAUUCGAUGACGUGGACUCGCAAUCAAAAUGAUCGUGCAAUGCCUUUGACGGUUAAUUUGACUGAGGCUUUGCACACGUGUUUGGAGGCGAAUGUAAUCCGUUUCCCCCGGCAACCAAAACAACCAACAGGCAAUAACGUGGAUAAGAGAAAGUGGUGUGAAUAUCAUAGGAUUUCAGGACAUGACACUGACGAUUGCUUUACUUUGCGCAAGGAGAUUGAAAAGUUAAUAAAGGCUGGACACAUGUCACACUUAGCUGGGCGAAACAAUUCAGAUGAGGCGGAGACUUCAACAAAGCGUGAUGACAAGGGAAAGGAAAUUGAUAAUGAAGAGCAGAAUAAGCAGACCGAAGGAAAAGCGAAGGGGCGAAUCCAUUCGAUCUUUGGUGGAUUUCGUGGUGGCGGAACAACUAAUUCAGCUCGUAAGAGUUGGGCAACCAACCAACCCGACAUAACUUUUACUGUGCGAGAUUUUGAGGGAGUCCAGCCUCAUGAAGACGACCCAAUUGUGGUGAUGCUGAGGAUAGCUGAUUACGAAAUUGAGAGGGUACUUCUGGAUCAAGGAAGCUCGGCGGACCUGAUAUAUGGUGAUGCCUUUGAGAAAUUGGGGCUAACCGAAUCUGACCUGUUGCCUUAUGAUGGCUCUUUGGUGGGCUUCUCUGGAGAGAAAGUAUUUGUUCGAGGUUAUGUAGAGUUGAAGACUGUCUUUGGAGAAGGGAAGAAUGCGGAAACAUUUGCUAUCAAGUUUUUGGUAGUAAAGUGUACUUCGCCUUACAAUGUACUCAUCGGAAGGCCUUCAUUGAACAGAUUGGGGGCGAUCAUUUCCACUCGACAUUUAACAGCCAAGUACCCGUUGAGCAAAGGAGGAGUUGGAAUUUUAAAGGCUGAUCAAGUGGUUGCCAGGAAGUGUUAUUCAGAAAGCUUUAAACAGUAUGGACAUAUGGGAAAGAAGGCAGUGAAAGAAGGACACAGAGUUUAUGAGGUGAAUGUUGAUCAGGCUGACAUAGUUUUGGAUCCUCGUGACGGAUUCGUGGAACACAAGAUGACAUCAGAGGAAGCAACUAAGGCGAUUCAAAUUGGUGAGCGCAGCCUGAAAGUUGGUGUCAAUUUAACUUCAAGUCAGGAGGACAAGUUGACCAAGAUAUUAGCUGAGAAUAUGGAUUUAUUCGCAUGGAGUGCAAAGGACCUUCCGGGAAUCGAUCCGGAAUUUAUAUGUCACAAAUUGGCUUUAAAUCCCGGGGCGAAACCUGUCGUUCAGUUCAAGCGAAAGAUGGGCGAAGAAAAGUCAGUAGCAGUUAAGGUGGAAACCAAUAAAUUACUAGAAGCUGGAUUCAUCAGGGAAGUCAAGUAUCCAACAUGGCUGGCGAAUGUUGUGAUGGUAAAGAAGGCAAAUGACAAGUGGCGGAUGUGCACAGAUUAUACUGAUUUGAACAAACAUUGUCCCAAGGAUUCAUAUCCUCUACCAAAUAUUGAUAAGCUUGUGGAUAGGGCGUCAGGAUUUGGAAUGCUUAGUCUCAUGGAUGCAUAUUCAGGCUAUCAUCAGAUAAGAAUGUAUCAGCCAGAUGAAGAAAAGACAAAUGCAGGUGCAACAUACCAGAGGUUGAUGGAUAAAGUGUUUGAUAAGCAAGUGGGGCGUAACAUGGAGAUUUAUGUGGAUGACAUGGUAGUGAAGUCAGAUGAAAUGAAAGCACAUUGUUUUGAUUUGAAAGAGGCUUUUGGCAAAUUAAGGAAGCAUAAUAUGAGGCUAAAUCCGGAAAAAUGUUCAUUUGGGAUUCAGAGUGGAAAAUUCCUGGGUUUUAUGAUUACAAAGAGAGGAAUCGAUGCGAAUCCUGAUAAGUGCAAGGCAAUAUUGAACAUGCAAAGUCCAACUUCAGUCAAGGAUGUGCAGAAACUAACAGGGAGGAUAACAGCUUUGUCCAGAUUUCUUCCAUGUUCCGGGGAAAAAUCGGCACCAUUCUUUCAAUGUCUCAGGAAGAACAAAGCUUUUCAGUGGACUGAAGAUUGUGAGAAGGCGUUCAAAAGCUUAAAGGAUCAUUUGUCCAGCCCGCCAAUAUUGGCUAAGCCAAUUCCAGGUAUUUCACUGUCCAUGUUUAUUGCUAUAUCUGACAAUGCAGUUAGUACAGUUUUGUUGCAAGAAAAUAAAGAUGAUUUGAGGAUCAUCUAUUUUGUGAGCCACGCCCUUCAAGGAGCUGAGGUUAGAUAUCAAAAAAUUGAAAAGGCUGCUCUAGCUUUAAUUAUCUCCGCCAGGAAGUUAAGACCUUAUUUUCAAGGCUUUCCAAUAGUGGUGAAGACUGAUUUGCCACUUCGCCAAGUUUUACAAAAACCUGAUUUAGCUGGAAGGAUGGUCUCCUGGGCUGUUGAAUUGUCAGAAUUUGGGAUCACCUUUGAAAGGAAGGGUCUAGUUAAAGCACAGGUAUUGGUGGAUUUCGUAAAUGAAAUGUCUUCUGGCGAGCAAAUAAGUGACAUUGGCGAGUGGAGCCUGUCUGUAGAUGGUUCAUCUAAUAUCAAGGGAAGCGGAGCUGGAAUAAUUCUGGAGGGACCAGGGGGCGUGACUGUGGAACAAUCACUCAAGUUUGAUUUCAAAGCAAGUAACAAUCAAGCAGAAUACGAAGCGAUAAUUGCUGGUUUGAAGCUGGCGAUUGAAAUGGGUGUCAAGAGCAUAAUGAUUAAAACCGAUUCUCAGAUUGUUUCCAGGCAAAUUCAAGGCGAAUACCAGGCAAAAGACGUUCAACUGGCAAAGUAUUUAUUGAAGGCUCAAGGGUUGAUAAAGCAGAUAGGCAAGGUGCAAGUCAAUUAUGUUCCAAGGGAGGAAAAUACAAGGGCGGAUAUUCUGUCCAAGUUAGCAAGCACUAAAAAACCAGGAAACAAUAAGUCUGUCAUCCAGGAAGUUUUGAAUAGCCCAAGUAUCGAAGAGGAUGAAGCAAUGAUGGUGUUGACUGUAGCAGAUUCAGAUUGGAUAGGGCGUAUCAAGAUUUGUUUGGAAGCAGAGGGUCCUGAUUUGCUGAAAUUUUCUAAGGACCAGGUUCGUGAAGCAAGCCACUAUACGCUGUUGGGAGAUCAGUUAUAUAGAAGGGGGAUUGGAGUCCCUUUGUUGAGGUGUGUGAAUAAAGAUGAAGCAGAAAGAAUCAUGUUUGAAGUGCAUGAAGGUGUUUGUGCAAGUCAUGUUGGAGGCAGAUCUUUGGCGGCGAAGGUACUCAGAGCUGGAUUCUAUUGGCCAACGUUGAGGGGAGACUGCAUGGACUAUGUGAAAAAGUGUGAAAAAUGCCAGAUAUACGCAGACUUACAUCGUGCGCCACCUGAAACUCUCAGCUCAAUGAGUUCUUCAUGGCCGUUUGCAAUGUGGGGAGUGAACAUAUUGGGACCAUUUACUCCAGCAGGUUCUCAGAUUAGAUUCGUUUUGGUUGCGAUAGAUUACUUUACUAAAUGGAUAGAGGCGGAAUCAAUGGCAAAGAUUACAGCGGAAAAAGUGAAGAAGUUCUAUUGGAGAAAAUUGAUCUGCAGGUUUGGCGUACCAGCUACUAUCGUCUCUGAUAAUGGAACACAGUUCACUAGCAGAACAGUGAAGAAUUUUUGUGCGGAAAUGGGAAUAGAAAUGCGCUUCGCCUCAGUGGAGCAUUGUUGGGUCAUCAAGCAUCCUCAGACAAAUGGUCAGGUGGAGUCAGCAAAUAAGGUCAUUCUCAAUGGAGUUAAGAAGCGUUUGGGUGAAGCUAAAGGCUUGUGGGCUGAGGAAUUGAUUACAGUAAUUUGGGCUUACAAUACUACUCCUCAAUCCACUACUGGCGAAUCACCUUUCAAGUUAACUUAUGGGAUAAAUGCUAUGAUUCCAGUGGAACUACAAGAUGUAACUUUCAGGGUGGCGACUUACAGUGAAGAUCAGAAUGAUAUGAACAGAUUAGUUGAUCUCAAUUUGGCAGAGGAAGUGCAAGAAAAGGUUCGCCUGAGGCAGGCAUUUGUAAAGCAGAGGUCUGAGCGGCGAUACAAUUCAAGAGUUGUUCCGAGGCAAAUGAAUGUUGGAGAUUUGGUGCUGCGUCGAAAGGCUAAAGGUCCUGAUGAUUCAAAGCUUUCGCCGAAUUGGGAAAGACCUUACAGGAUUCUCAGAGAGCUUGGUCAAGGGGCUUAUCAUUUGGAGGAGUUAUCUGGGCGAAGGAUUCCAAGGGCAUGGAAUGCACAACACCUCCGUUAUUAUUACAGCUGA
This is a messenger RNA of Lotus japonicus, 5127 nucleotides long. RefSeq lists its product as uncharacterized. Gene Ontology annotation, biological process: DNA integration. Lineage: Eukaryota; Viridiplantae; Streptophyta; Magnoliopsida; Fabales; Fabaceae. Gene Ontology annotation, molecular function: RNA-DNA hybrid ribonuclease activity; nucleic acid binding. The record is from RefSeq and is a predicted model, not a curated record. The transcript has 4 exons. Bases 1 to 5127 code for a protein of 1708 amino acids.